Molecule: messenger RNA, 1560 nt
Organism: Pelmatolapia mariae (spotted tilapia)
Lineage: Eukaryota; Metazoa; Chordata; Actinopteri; Cichliformes; Cichlidae
Exons: 13
Coding region: 45-1334 (429 amino acids)
Biological process (GO): DNA integration
Molecular function (GO): nucleic acid binding
Source: RefSeq, a predicted model, not a curated record
UUUACGCGGUCCAGGCUCCUAACGACACAAGACUUUUCUGCAAUAUGUCAUCUGACGAUGAUGAAAGGAAUACGAUGAUAAUAACAUUGUUCAACAAAGGCUUAAAACAAAAGGAAAUCAGCUGUGUACUCAAUUCAUAUGGGCAUAAAAUAAGUGAGAGGCAUCUGAGACGAGUUUUAAAACUUCUAGGGUUGAAGCGAAGAUGCCCCCAACGACCUUUUACUGAAAUCCACAAAGCAGUGGAGAGUGAGAUGAAACAGUGGUCUCCUGAACAAGGAAUCAGGGCAAUGGUAAAGCGGGUAAGGGAUGUCAGAGGAGUGCGGCCUUGUUACAGAGACGAUGUUGCUAAUAUAAUGAGGGAUAUGGAUGCAAGUGGUCUUCAGAGGAGAUCUCCUGGAAAGAAGAAAAUUCCCCGUCGGAAUUACAUCAGCCGUGGUCCAAAUGACACCUGGCACAUUGAUGGCAAUGAUAAACUGAAGUUCUUUGGAAUGUGGAUACAUUUGGGGAUUGAUGGAUUUUCCAGGAAGGUUCUAUGGCUAAAGGUGGGCACAUCCAACCGCAAACAAAACUUUGUGGCCAGAUACUUCUUUGAGGCUGUUCAAGAACAGGGUGGCUGUCCUCAAAUGAUUCGGGGGGACAGAGGAAAGGAGAACCUUGUUGUGGGUCAAAUGCAGAUGGCAUUUCACAUGCGAGAUCUUGGGAAUCAGGCAUGGAGGUGCUUCAGAAUGGGGACAUCAGUGCACAACCAGAGAGCUGAAUGUUUUAACAGUAUUUUAAAGCGGACAUGGACUAAGAAAUGGCUGACAACAUUUGAGGCCAUGAUGGAGUCUGGGAUCCUUGAACUGGACAAUCCUGUGCACAUCAACUGCUUGCAGUACGCACACUUGCCACUGCUUCAAAGAGACUUAAAAACGGAGCAAACAGUUUGGAACACCCAUGACAUCCGCAAGCAACGCAAUGCACCAGGUCCAUUUGGGAAACCCGACCUUCUGUUUACCUCACCACCUCCUGGAUAUGGCAAUGUGCUGCACAUAGUUGACCCAGACCUUUUAGACUACGCCAAGCAAUUAAUCUGUGAGGUGGAAGAGCCUUCACUGGUAGCAAACCAGGAAUUCAGAGACAUGUGCCAGAACAUUUUAGAAAACAGCCAAUUUCCCUGCACACCUGAUGGUUGCCUUGCUGCAUACCUCAUGCUAGUCCAAGAGCUCACAACUGCCAUGAACAGAAAUGCAGUUCCUACACCUUCUACGUUUGCAGAGGCAAAUGACAUAUACAUCUUUCUGAAGAGACAGAGGAUGGAAGGUGCACCAGUAAACAUUUCCAAUGACCAAUAAAAUCAUACAACAUUGUUUGUUAACAUUUAUUUAUCCUUGUUUACAAUCAACAGGUAAUUUGAAAACUGUCUGACCAACAAAAUGUACAAUAAAAUGUUGAAAAACAAUUGACAAGGUGCCAUCUUUCAUAAUGAUUCAGUGUUUCAUUUACCACAACUUUUGUUAACCCUAAUGUAUAACAUAAUUAACAUUGAAAGACUUUUGAACUGCAGACUGUAGCAACAUU